AUGCAUGACUCUGUGAAUGCCUUUAUGAAGACAUACUUUGCUUCAUAUCUCCAUUUGGAUGAACUGGAUUUGACGGGCCUUCGUCAUCUAUACUGUGGUUCCGACACUAAAGGGAACCUGCCAGAAGGUAACACUUCAAGUGUUGGAACCUCCUCCAGUCCACAUGAUGAACUGGAUUUGACGGGCCUUCGUCAUCUAUGCCGUGGUUCCGACAACGAAGGGAACCCACUAGAAGGUAAGACUUCGAGUGAUGGACCCUCCUCCAGUCCACCUGGAACAAAGUUUGAACAAUGUUUAACUAAGUUGGUGAACAAUGACUCCUACAUGCUUUGUAGGGUGUUAAGACUCAAAGAGUUCCUUCCUUUGAUAGGUGAAAGUUUUGGCCUGAGAGUUCGUGCCCACGAGCUCGGAGUUCGCCAUUUCUUCGAGUCAUUAGCGUUUUGGCCUGAGAGUUCGUGCCCACGAGCUCGGAGUUCGCCAUUUCUUCGAGUCAUUGGCGAAUCUUGCCCUUCUGUAAAGAACAUUCUACUUCUUGACUCAGAAGGAGGUCGCAUAGCUGUGAAGUACUAUUCAGAUGAUUGGCCAACUAAUAACGCUAAAGAAGCAUUUGAAAAGUCUAUUUUUACCAAAACUCAGAAGACGAAUGCACGAACAGAAGCUGAGAUAGCAAUGCUUGAGAACAAUGUUAUUGUCUACAAAUUUGCUCAGGAUCUUCACUUCUUUGUGACUGGUGGAGAUGAUGAAAAUGAGCUCAUUUUAUCAACAGUUCUUCAGGGUUUCUUUGAUGCAGUUGGUCUUCUAUUAAGGGGCACUGUGGAUAAGAAGGAGGCACUUGAAAAUCUGGACCUCAUUAUGUUGUGUCUUGAUGAAAUUAUUGAUGGAGGAAUCAUCCUUGAAACUGAUGCAAAUGUUAUUGCUGGAAAGGUUGCAAGCCAUAGUGUAGAUUCUGGAGCUCCUCUCUCUGAACAGACAAUCAGUCAAGCAUUGGCAACUGCACGUGAACAUCUUACAAGAUCUCUCCUCAGUGGAUAAGGAUGCUGAUUUGAGUGAAAAAGUUGCCUAAUCUUGAUUUGAAAUCGGAUGCUUUCGCGAUUAGGGUAUGGACAUUAGAUACAGUUGAACUGAUAUUGUAGGUAAUUUUGUUGUGGAUAUGUUGAAAGCUUUCAUGGAGGUUUCUUGAAAAAUUAGACAUCAAUUUGUGGGUAUAACGGUUUUUCAUGAUGAGAAUGAUGAGGGCAUUUAUGUCUUUUGUACAAAUGAAAGAUCGAUGAGUCCCUAUCCGACCUUUUUGGAUGGGACAAAAAAAUUGCAAUAUUUGUCCAAUUAACAUGCGUCUGUUUUGUUGGGCUAUUUUCAUUAUUAUUGAGAAAAAGGAUAUUUACCUUUUUUGCAUAGAUGAGAGAUUCAUACGGAGUACCCAUGUUCAAUUUCUUCUGAGUUGGAAAAAAAAAAUUGAUUUUUGUCCUAUUGUCAUUGGUCAUGGUCAUAGAUAUAGACAGACACAAUCAUAGACAAUCAUACUCACAGAUGGACACAAUGUAAGCUGUUGUGGCAUGUCAUAUCAGCAUAACGAAUGAAACCUUAAAGGUCGUGUAUGGUGCUCGUCUUAUAAAAAAACCACAACUAUUAUCAAGUUUAUUAUCAAAAUAUUUGACAUUACUUUACAAAGAAAAUAUGUAAUCUAGUUUCAAGUAUGAUCAUAUCAGAUUUUGCAAAAAGUCAAUCUGAUAGUUGAUAAGCUAGUUGGUAGUUGAUAUUUACGAAUUAAUAUUGUUUGAUAAAAAGUAGCUAAUAAGUUAAGAUUACAAAUGUAAAAUAAUAUAAAUGAACAUUUAGAUAUAUAACUACAAACUAGCAUUAGAUAUUAAAAGCUAGCAUUAGAUAUGAUUAAAG
Messenger RNA from Lactuca saligna, 1893 nucleotides. NCBI's taxonomy places the organism in Eukaryota, Viridiplantae, Streptophyta, Magnoliopsida, Asterales, Asteraceae. The record is from the annotation of a GenBank genome assembly.